ACAAGCAAAGGAAACCGCAGCCCACCCUCGGUUAGUUUUCACGGGCAUCCCGCUUAGAAUUAAUUUUCCCUUUGAUGCCCUCUUCGAAAACAUCAAAAAAAUCGAAAAUAGAUUGUGGCGCUCAUUUUUCGUCUUCAUUUCUUUCUCUCUGAUACUGAAGUCAAGCUUUCUCUCCAUUUUUUCGAAGAUAAUAACAUCGGUAUGCCGCCUCCACUUAAGCUGUCUGAUAAGGACUAUGUCUUCAUAAUACUACAAGAGAUAAUGCGUCAACACAUUCAUCAAUUGUUCAUUGUAUUCGAAUGUAUUGCUAACCAUACAGCAAGAAAGAGAAAGCGCAAUACGAAUGUGGCUCCCUAUCGAAUCAUUCCCCGAAUCCCAGACCAAGUAAAACAUUUGAAUAGGAUGGUGGCUGUAAGUGACAUAGAUUGCAUAGUUAAUCUGCGUAUGGACCGCAAUGCCUUUGGCAGAUUAUGCAUUCUAUUAAGACAAUUGGGGGGGCUGCAAGAUAAGCGAUAUGUGACUGUAGAAGAACAAGUUGCAAUGUUCUUGUCUGUUUUAGCUCAUCACAAAAAAAAUAGAGUUGUUAGGUUCAAUUUUUGGAGGUCGGGGCAAACAAUUUCACAUUACAUUCAUGUUGUCUUAAGAGCUAUCUUGCGAUUACAUGUGAUUUUGCUUGUGAAACCUGAGCCCGUGCCGGAUGAUUGCACAGAUAGUCGGUGGAAAUGGUUCAAGGGCUGUCUAGGUGCUUUAGAUGGCACCUACAUAAAUGUCACAGUUAGCAAUAUGGAUAAGCCAAGAUAUAGGACCCGGAAAGGCCAAAUAUCUACAAACACCCUAGCUGUUUGUGACCGGAACAUGAAGUUUGCAUAUGUCCUCCCUGGAUGGGAAGGCUCAGCAGCAGACUCUAGAAUAUUACGUGAUGCAGUAAUAGGAAGGGAUGACAUUUCCUUAGCUUACCUCAUUUUCUAUGAAAACUAUCUUUUCUAUUGCACUGAACAAGAUCAAUACAAACAGGAGCGGUUAUGUAGAUCAAAUUACUACACAUGUUGCUUUUCACAUAAGUAA
Salvia miltiorrhiza (redroot sage) is the source of this 1065-nucleotide messenger RNA. RefSeq lists its product as uncharacterized. Lineage: Eukaryota; Viridiplantae; Streptophyta; Magnoliopsida; Lamiales; Lamiaceae. The coding region runs from base 202 to 1065 and encodes 287 amino acids. The transcript is spliced from 3 exons. The record is from RefSeq and is a predicted model, not a curated record.